Molecule: messenger RNA, 652 nt
Organism: Toxotes jaculatrix (banded archerfish)
Lineage: Eukaryota; Metazoa; Chordata; Actinopteri; Toxotidae
Gene: rpl17
Product: ribosomal protein L17
Exons: 7
Coding region: 69-623 (184 amino acids)
Biological process (GO): cytoplasmic translation
Cellular component (GO): cytosolic large ribosomal subunit; ribosome
Molecular function (GO): structural constituent of ribosome
Source: RefSeq, a predicted model, not a curated record
GGCUGAAGAAGAGGCUCACUGUCCCCGGACCUUCCUCUUCCCUCCGCGGCCUCAGAGAUAAUCUGAAAAUGGUCCGCUACUCUCUCGACCCCGAGAACCCGACCAAAUCAUGCAAGUCGAGGGGCUCCAACCUCCGAGUCCACUUCAAGAACACCCGUGAGACGGCUCAGGCCAUCAAAGGCAUGCACAUCCGCAAGGCCAACAAGUACCUGAGGGACGUCAUCGUCAAGCACCAGUGCGUCCCUUUCCGUCGCUACAACGGCGGAGUUGGCAGGUGUGCCCAGGCCAAACAGUUCGGCUGGACGCAGGGACGCUGGCCCAAGAAGAGCGCAGAGUUCCUCCUGCACAUGCUGAAAAACGCUGAGAGCAACGCUGAGCUCAAGGGUCUGGACGUGGACUCUCUAGUCAUCGAGCACAUCCAGGUCAACAAGGCCCCCAAGAUGAGGAGACGCACCUACCGCGCCCACGGACGCAUCAACCCCUACAUGAGCUCCCCCUGCCACAUCGAGAUGAUCCUGACCGAGAAGGAGCAGAUCGUCCCCAAACCAGAGGAGGAGGUCGCCCAGAAGAAAAAGGUUUCACAGAAGAAGCUGAAGAAGCAGAAGCUGAUGGCACGGGAGUAAAAACUAAUAAAAUGGAAAAGUUGUUAUCA